CCUUGAUCUCCCUAAGGUAUUUACGCUGUUAAUACAGACAGUAAAUUUACAUUAAUUCACCUGGAUUUUAUGAAAUAAACGCGUUUUAGAUUUAAACAGUGAUCGAGCUACGUUAGAAAUGGAAGUUUCGGGUAAACUAGCUGAAGCUCGACAAGAUUUACAAUUAUGUGAACAUUGUCAAUUUGAAAAUGUUACAACAAAAGCAAAUGGAAUAUGUCGGGAAUGUGAGGAAUAUAUGUGCGAUACAUGCUUUCGGCAUCAUCUCAAGGGUAAAAAGAAUAGAAAUCAUGAAUUGAUUGAUAUUAAUGACCCAGAUAUUGCUGCAAGGAACAUUUCAGAAGAAGUAGAAAAUGUGAAAAACACGAUAAUGAGGCAAUCAAAUUCUAUUGUCGUAAACACGAAAUUGUUGGAUGUGGUGACUGCUUUGUAUUAGAGCAUAGAAAAUGUACACCCGAAUACAUAAAGGACAUAUCCAAAAACGUUCAAGAAACCGUGGAUUUUAUCAAUUUGAAGAGGAAAAUUGAACAACUGGAGAGUCAGAACAAAGCAACCUAUGAGACUGUUCGAAAUAAUAGGAAGGACUGUAAAGGGAUGCAAGAAGAAGUGCUAACUAAGAUAAGAAAGUUCAGAACAGAUAUCAAUAUCUAUCUUGAUAAGGCAGAAACAGAUAUAAUAUCUGAAAUGAAACAACUAAUGUCCGACAACGACAAACUCCUUGAUAAAAUAGACCAAGAAUGUGCAAAAUGUACGUCUAAAUGUGAAGGUUUAAAGCAGAAACUUGACCCAGCUGUCCAUAGAGGAAAUGUACUUUUCAUACAAUCAGUACGUAGCAAAGCAAGUAUUCUGGAAAUUGAACAUGAGCUGUCAAGAACUGUUCAAUCAGUACGCGAAUUCAAGGGUUAUGAAUUUGUUCCUAGUCAACACUUGUCCAGUAUCAUCAAAUCAAGCGAAAAACUGGGGAAACUCAAUAUUUCGAAUAUAAAUGAACAUAAGCAUGAUGAAAUCACAAAUUUGGAAAUGAACGUUGAUACAUUAGCAUUCAUGGAAUCAAAGAAGAUAAAUAAGCCGGAACAACAGGAAACAGAUAGCAAAACUGGUGUGAGACCGCCACCUGUUUUAGUCGGUUCCCGUGUACAAGCAGCAGGCACAUAUUGCUGUCAUAAGUGGAUUCAUGGCGACCAACCAGGUACUGUAACAGCUGUAUGUCCAGAUGGAACUGUCGACGUGAAGUGGGAUUAUUCAGGACAAACAGUAUCUGGUUACAGAGUAGGGACGGGACGGGAAGGAAUCAGACUCAUCUAA
Messenger RNA from Mercenaria mercenaria, 1302 nucleotides. RefSeq lists its product as uncharacterized. The coding region runs from base 592 to 1302 and encodes 236 amino acids. The transcript is spliced from 3 exons. Lineage: Eukaryota; Metazoa; Mollusca; Bivalvia; Venerida; Veneridae. The record is from RefSeq and is a predicted model, not a curated record.